UCUAAUCUUGGUUCAGUUGCAUUUUUGCAGGGUAAUACAAGCAAAAACAUUCAUGACAUGGAAAGCACCAGCCUCUGCAGAGGAUUAAAAAAAAGGCUGGUCUUUGUUGUUGAAUCCAGGAUUGUAAUAAAGGUGCCCAAGCUAGCCUCAAAGGUUGCUCUGUCUACCUAGAGAUGCUGAAUAGGACUUUGAAACAGUUUAUGGGUACCAGUGCAAUGUUGUUCCUGUGCCUCGUAUCAUCAGGACCGUUCAAUUUACAGCUCCAGUGUGGUGUACUGUACUUGGUGCUGCUGCCAGUAUUGUAGUUAGCUUGACAGAGCUAGUGUAGGUGAUCAGUGCUGGUUUGAUAGAUCCAAAAUGUCUGAUUCUGGGAAAACUGGGGGCGUUAGAGCAGCUCAGUGGUUUAACUUAAAGAGUAAUUUAGUAGUUGUGUGGAAAAAAAAAUCCAAGGAAAAUAUGUUGUUACUUUGAAAAAUAUCAACUAGAGUCUGUUAGAUGUCAGAAGACAGCGCCUAAAAACACGUGGUUUUAUUUGAUUCCUGUGAGUGUCCUCUGGGUAGUAUCAGGAAUUAACAGUGUUAUCUGAAUUGCUGGGAGUUCAGGAGAGCAACUAGAAGCGAGGAGUCAGUACUGUAUACGUAAGGAGCUCUGUGCAAAUGCUCUGCAGACUGUCAUCUGGGAAGCCUUGGGAAUCCGGCUUUGAAAUAUUUACGCAAAACCACUACCAAAGAUAGUCAUUUCAGACAAACCAGCAGUUUGCUCAGGUUGAUCUGAACGCAGUAACCAGCAAGUCCUGAGUAAUGCCACCCAGGAGACAGCCCUCAUGGGGUUUUCAUAGUGAUCAAUGCAGUCUGCCAUUGCAGAAUAGCUUCCAUACACGUUUCCACAAUGAGCUGACCCUGGGCAGGAGGGGAAGCUGAGAGUGCUGCUGCUUUUCUGCACUCUGUCCUUUCUGCAGUUCUUAGCUGAUCAUCUCGUCAGGUAUCUGUACUAAUUUGUUCCUACUGCUCAUGUCAGAUAAUACCUGAAGAGAGGUGAAAGAAUCACAGCUUGCCCUGGCUUUAUCUCUGGGGGAAGCACCACUUCUGGCAUGCAAGGGACAGUGGUGUAACAGCACAAGAUUUUCUCCUUUAGCACAGACUUGGGCAGUAGGGCUGUAUUAGCUCUGUCACCAGAAGAAACAGUCCUACAGAAAGGUUGCUUCGAUGUUAUCUAGAUACGCGUUGGUGUUUAAGCGAGUCAGUGCAUUUUUAGAUACGUAUAUUUGUACAAUUUGUACACUGAGACUUUCCGCUGGAGACUAGUGUGCUCACUCUGACUUUUUUGUGGUCAGCAUGAUUUUUAAAAAGCGCAGAAAUUGAAAGGCAGAUGAAAAAACGUGGUUAAUUAAAUGUGAAAGGUGCUGUCCUUGUUUGGACUGUCUGUUAAUGGUAUGACAAGCUCUGGUAAAGAGCUUAGCUGGCCAGAUUAAAAUUAAAAAAUUGUCUCAGUCCAUCUGCUAGCUCCAAGGAGUUUACUUCCAUCACCUUUUCUUGUUUCUUCACUAAAGCGGAAUACUGUCUUUGAAAAGAACAUUCCCAGGACGUCUUGGUUGACUUUUUCUACCUGUUUUUUCCAAAGAUAAUUAUAUGUGACAUCAAGAUACUUUCAAGAAGGGUAAUGCUCUUGGUUGGUUCAAGGAUACGUUAAAGACAACAGCUCUUUUGCUAAAAGGGAUUUUCUUUUAUUUUUUUUUUUUCCCCUUGCAUCUUGGUUUUUUUGACACAAAAAAUUAUGUUUGGCUUCAUUUGGAAAAUCUUUCUUUGCCUUCCGGUUUUGGGAAUGAUUAAAGGCAAUCUUCAAAUAGUUGCAGCAGAAGGUUAUUCAGCUACAGAAGGAGGACAGGCUAAAGAUGGUUCACCAACACCUCAGCUCAGUGGCUGGCAGUUGGCAAACCCUUCUCUGCCUCCUGAGUUGAAAAAGCUUAAUGGCAUCGUGGAGGCUGAACCGGUCAACAAGAAUUUGCUGUUACGAAGGAAGCGGUCCAUUCUGUUUCCUAGCGGAGUUAAGAUCUGCCCUGAUGAAUCUGUUGAGCAGGCUAUUGCCAACCAUCUGAAGUAUUUCAGGCUCAGAGUGUGUCAGGAAACAGUCUGGGAGGUCUUCAAGACAUUCUGGGAUAGACUGCCAGAGCGUGAAGAAUAUCACACCUGGAUGAGCCUGUGUGAGGAGGGAACGAUGAGUGUCUUUGAAAUGGGCACGAACUUCAGUCAGUCUGAGGAGCACCGGCGUCUGAUUGUGAAGAAACUGUCCUAUACAAAGGAAGCAAUGGGCAGCUCCUGCACUGAUUGGUCAUGUGGCCAAGGUGGUCCAGGGCAUCACUCAUGCAGCGGUAGUGGGACUCCAACUCCAGCUUCGGAUGCUGACGUUACCACAUUGAGAGAUGCAGCUGCCAAUGUUCCUCCCCCUCAUGAGAUCUCUGUAGAGACUCCUGUGGGUGGUACUGUCCAUGAGAUCGAAGAUCCAGACACUACUAUCAAUAAUGAGAUUGAGAAGCAGGAUGAGAAACUAGUGAGACCUGUAACUGAGCAGAUAAUUGAGUUCAGCAUUUUGAUUGUUGGUGAAAAAUACAGCGAGGAGCUGAGUGACCCAGCUGCUGUGAAGCAUCAAGUGCUCUCUGAACAAUUCAUUUCUCAGAUGGAAAGUGUAUUUGAAGGACUACCUGGAUACAAAAACAUCCAAGUCCUGGAUUACAGCUCUCCUCAGGAGGACAGUGGGGUGGAAGUUCACUAUGCUGUAACGUUUGAUGGAAAACCCAUCAGCAAUGCCACCUGGGACGUGAUUAACCUCCAUUCCAACAAGGUGGAGGACAACUCCUUUAUGGGCAUAGAGGAUAAUCCAACAGUUGUGUACUCCAUCAGUGAUUUCCGAGAUUAUAUUGCUGAAAUCCUCCAGAAAAAUGCCUUGCUUGAAAACACUUCCUUGUCUUUAGACCCUAACUCUCUCCAACUUACUAAUGUGAAAGAAAUACUGCACCCUACACCCGAAGACCCAUCUUGGAUUACUGAGUACCCAGUCGUGCUGGAGCGCCCAGAGUUCGAUGACAGCACCUUUUUAGCUGAACGGCCUUCAGCAGAUGAAUCAACUGUCAGCAAUACCUUGCCCUUUGAUUUCGCCAAACCAGAUUCCACUUCAGAUAGUGAACAGUCCAAUGACAAUGAAAUCCGGCCAAGACCAGAAAAUGUGGACUCUGAGGCCAGUUUGGCACCUGAAGCUCCGCUCUCCUCAGAGGCUGAUGUCACUUCUUUGCCUGAUGGGCAGAAUUUAGAGGAUGGGAAUCAGACUCCUCAUUUGGUCACUGGACCAGUGUUAGGGCGUGAUUCUGUGGACUCUCUGGAAUGGCUUUCAGCCCCCAGUUCUUUAGAUGUGUUUGAAGAUACUGGACUAUCUGAAGACCUUUUGCCUUCAACUCCUCCUCACCUUGUGCCUGAAGAACCUCCACCUACAGAUGAUUAUGCAGUUCCUCUGCUUUCUGCACCAACAGUGGCCUCUUCAUCAGUCACAGAGACUGAUAUUAAAGAAACAAUAUCUGCUGAGAAGGAAGAAGUAACUCAAGGUCGUCCUGCAGGCAGUAGCAAUGCAGACUCUGUGUUGCAUGAGUCUGUGGAAGAAAUUCCUUUUCCCUCAGAAGUACACCCUGUGGAAGAUGAAACUGAUAUAUAUCUUGGAGAUAGAGUUAUAUAUGAUGAUGGGUCUGGUUCAGCUUUUGAUGGUUCAGGAAAAGAAACGGAAUCAAGUAAUUGGCCUUGGGAAGAGGCAACACUGGAACCAGUUUUCUACCCUGGUCCCGAUAGCUGGCUUGAUGAUGACAACGAGUCUUUGUUAAUCAGAACUGAGGAUAUUCCUGAAGGCAUGAUUUUAGACUAUAUUCUUAACUCUGGGAAUAAAUUAGAUGAUGUUCCUUCCAAAGAUGAGAAUGAAGGUAUGGCCAAUAUAAAAGAAGAUUUUCUCGAUGAGUCUGAAAUAUUUGUCUUUCCAGAGACUACAACUAAGCAGGUACCUCUGUUACAGACAGAAGAGCCAUCAUCUGUGGAACCAUCUACACAGACAGAAACGUUGGGCAUGUAUGAUUCCUCUUUUGUUAAACCAUCCUUGGUUUUGGAGCCUUCAGUGGACCACUCCUUUGUAGACAUGCCAACUGGAGAGGCCCCUGUCUCACCACACAAUACAAGUCUGUCUGUGGAAGAUCGUCUUACAUCUACAGGGACUGUCAGUAUGGAGCAACCUAUAGAGUCCAGUGUAGGUCAGAACAUAAUUUCUGAAGCAGUUGAACACCAAAAUGAAGACAGGACAACAGUAGAACUAUUAUUCACAGUGAAGCAGUCAGAUGUAACCGAAGCUGCUCCAAUAGGCCACUUGGACGCAAGCUCUUCAGAAACUAUUCUGGCUGCACAUCCUUCCAUGGUAAACACUGCGGGUUCCACAGAAGAGCAGCAAACCCUAGAUUCAUCACUGGCAGGCCAAGACACUACCGAAUCAGCUGUGAAGAAACCAGCUGAUGUUUGGCCUACUGACACAGCACUAGAAAACUCAUUAGAUCAGGCAGUGCAAUCAGCAAUGCCAACUGCCACUCAAGUUUCAACUGUAGUUCCUUCUGUAAUAGAUCAGACCACUGUUCCAGAAGGCUUCGCCGGACAGGGUGGUACAGACCAUGACACGCAUGUUUCCAUGAGCUUCAGCACUGUUAUGAACUCUUACCUAACAGUGAGUGUAACAAGCACUGUUGAGCUUCCGUCCCAUCUCCCUCCUGUGGGAUCCACGGCAUCCUCGUCUGUGGCUACCUCAACAAAGCUGGGAGAUGAAACAACGAGGGUCCCGAAUGUUUCAGUGGACCUGGAUCAUGUGAGCACUGUCCACUUUUCUCCUGAGCUGACUGAGGGAGGAAGGAGCAUGACUGAAAGUCACAUGGAGCUAACAACUCGUGUCCAGUCCACAGAGAUGGCCAGUGUGGCUUGGGCCACACAUGAAAAUCACAAUAGUACUCCUGUCUCAUCACGAGCUCUAGUUGUGUUUUUCAGUCUUCGGGUUACCAACAUGAUGUUUUCAGAGGACCUGUUUAAUAAAAACUCCCCUGAAUACAAAGCGCUGGAGCAGCGAUUCUUGGAACUGCUGGUGCCCUACCUUCAGUCAAAUCUGACAGGCUUCCAGAAUCUGGAAAUCCUGAACUUCAGAAAUGGCAGCAUCGUGGUGAACAGUCGAAUGAAAUUUGCCAAACCUGUGCCUCGGAACGUCACCAACGCUGUGUACAUGAUCCUGGAAGACUUCUGCAACACUGCGUAUCACACCAUGAACCUGGCCAUCGAUAAAUACUCCCUGGAUGUGGAAUCGGGUGAACAAGCUGAUCCCUGCAAGUUCCAGGCCUGCAAUGAGUUCUCCGAAUGCUUAGUAAAUCGCUGGAGUGGGGAAGCUGAGUGCGUCUGCAAUCCUGGCUACCUAAGCAUCGACGGGCUGCCAUGCAAUAGCAUUUGUGAUCUGCAACCAAACUUCUGCCUGAACGACGGGAAGUGCGACAUAAGCCCUGGGCAAGGGGCCAUCUGUAGGUGUCGUGUGGGAGAAAACUGGUGGUACAGAGGGGAGCACUGUGAAGAAUAUGUGUCUGAGCCACUGGUUGUGGGUAUUGCAAUUGCUUCUGUGGCAGGAUUCCUUCUUGUGGCAUCUGCUGUCAUCUUCUUCUUGGCCAGAACCCUUCGAGACCAGUACACAAAGAGUGAAACUGAGGACUCACAGGGGCAGGGUGACAGCCUCUCGUCCAUUGAGAACGCAGUUAAAUACAACCCCAUGUAUGAAAGUGAUACGACUGGCUACAGCCAUUAUUACCGGAGAUACCCUCAGCUAACAUCCUACAGUUCUACCAGUGCAGAGACAUCCACAGACUACAGCAGUGAAGAGAUCAGGCACAUUUAUGAAAACAGUGAGCUUACUAAGGAGGAAAUUCAGGACCGAAUUCGAAUUAUAGAGCUCUACGCUAAAGACCGUCAGUUUGCAGAGUUUGUUAGGCAGCAUCAAAUGAAGCUGCUUUAAGAAAAAAAGAAAUCAGUAGAAAGCAUUGGGAGAUAAAGACUACCUUGUUGCCAUAGCAAUGGGCUCCGAUGUAACUGCAAAGUUACUUAUAGUCUUAACAUUGCACGGAUGGAUACAGAUGUUUUCUAAAUGAACAGCUAAAAUGUACAGAUGUCUGUUUAUCUCAAUUACUUCUGGCUUUUCUGUGUAAAGUGACAUUUUAAGAGGUGAUCAGAAGUGGCAGAGGUUAUGAAAGUUCAUUUUUGUUUAACUCUGAAAGGAACAGUGAAAGUUUGUAUACCAAGGCAAAAAAAUCUCCUCAGGUAAGAGAAGAUAAAUGCACAACCAAAAUAAAAUGCACGUUCAAAAUCCCUGUCUGGCAUUUAACCCCUCACUGGAGGCUGCUGUAGCGAUUUCACAGGUAUAAAGCACUAGUGGAAAGAAAUAUUUGGUUUGCAUGCAAAUGAUUUGUAGGGGAGAACUAAUGUGCUAGAAUUGUGUUAGCGUUAUUUUAAAGCAUUCCCAUUAUAAACACAAACAUAACCUCACUGGAAGAAUUGUUCUUUUGUACAGAUGCAUGCUGUACAUUUUGUCACAGGGCAUUAGCAAAGCAGAACAUAGCGCUAAGCCUGCAGGCCUCCUAAAGGCUCUCCCCAACAAUAAGCAUCACCCCUGGCUGCCAGUGACGCAGUACAGUGCAGUGUUUUUAAAGCCAGGAUGGUUGGUUCUCCGGCUGUUCCUGGCAGACACACACAAGCUGGGGCGCAGAAGGGCUUCUAUCAUACAGAUGUUCUGUGAAGCUUAAGUGACUAACAUUGACCUUUUUUGUAUGUAGACAAUUUGUUUGGUAUUUUAUAAGUUAAUAAGCAUUAUUUAUUUGUUGUGUAUUUCCCUACCAGCUUUUUUCACAAUGGAUUUAAUUGUUGAAAUAGAAAGACGAAUAGUUCAAUGAUGAAAUACUAACGUGGCAUUUGUGCCCACCCUUUUUAAAAAUGUAUUUAGUGAUUACUCAGUGUCAAAUUCAGCCCACUAAUAUUUGUAUUUUCAUUGCUGAACUGGGCAAUAGCCUGCCAUGAGCUCUGUUUCAAAAUCAGGCUGUGGUACUUAAGUGCAUGCAUAUUUGGUAAAGGGGGAAGGGAAAAAAUGAGAUUAUUCUUGGCUUAGCGGAAGUCAGUGUAGAAUUCCUUAAACAGAAGUUGUCAGCCUGAAGCAUUUUAAAAUAGCUGAAUUGAGAUGGGGACCUCUGAGGUACAGAAACGGAGUUUUAUCUCAAGUUACAAAGAGAGUUCUGACUACAUGUUAAAGCGUGUUGGGCCUCUGUUCAGUCACCCAGUGUCUCUUGUUUAAGGCAUUAACACGGCUGUCAGGGUUACGGCAUUAAUAGUCUCACAUCAGCUUCUGCUACCACACAAGGCCAAGUUAUUUGCUAUUUUUACAAAGGCUGUAGUUCUUGGCCCACAUGUGCCAACAGCCACCGGAUACUUUUUAGAGUUAAGUGAUAGCGAGAAUUACUUACUUGUCUAUAGGCAACUUUGCUAAACAAGUGAAUAUUUCAAUGCAAUUCUUCUAUGUGUUCUGGAGCACCUCACUGGAUCACUUGUGCAGCAUCUUCUUGCCUUGAGUGGCAGGGAAUGGGUAUCAGAGCCACACAUCUGUCAAAGAAAUGCUGACAUAAACCACUGUAAGCCUGAAUAACGCAAGACAGCAGGAAGUAAGAUAGUGCUGCUGAAUACCAUUGUAACCAGAUGUUAUGAGACAGAGACCCCACUGUGCUGGGUGACCGAAGGGCGCUCAGAGCAGCUGAGAGCUGCUCCAGUGUUUCUGAGGCACAGCCCACUCCCUCUUGCCCCUGCAGCAGCACGGCUGAGCCAUCCAGUUACACCAGGGCUUUGUCAUCGUGGUAACUGUACGACAUACAUCGAGAAGUACAGGGCUCAGGCUAGGCAUCAACCUGUCACUGGUUCCUGUGCAGCUGGGAAGCUGCCAGCCCUGGCAGCUUCGGUGCUGCUCCUGCUAAGCACAGCAGUGGCUGGCAUCAGGCACAUUUUAAAGGUAUUCUAGUAUUUGCUGUGCACAAGCUGAGGCGAGUCUCAGUUAUACUGAGUAUGAGGUAUUUCAGUGUAUAUACAGUGACUCUUUUCUUUGUGUGUGUGUAUAAUACAUAUGAACAUAAUGGUAUCUUAUUUUCACUACAAUAAAAAAUUAUUUCCAAAAUA
Harpia harpyja (harpy eagle) is the source of this 8252-nucleotide messenger RNA. RefSeq names its product interphotoreceptor matrix proteoglycan 2 (gene IMPG2). The transcript has 21 exons. The record is from RefSeq and is a predicted model, not a curated record. Gene Ontology annotation, biological process: visual perception. Lineage: Eukaryota; Metazoa; Chordata; Aves; Accipitriformes; Accipitridae. Gene Ontology annotation, molecular function: heparin binding; hyaluronic acid binding. The coding region runs from base 1774 to 6057 and encodes 1427 amino acids.